AUGGCGUUUACCAUGCACUCGCACUCGGGGCAAUUCUGCCCCGGGCAUGCCAAGGACCAGCUCGAAGACAUCAUUCGUCAUGCCAUCAGCGUGGGAUACAAGACUAUGGGCCUCACUGAGCACAUGCCCCGACUGCAAGUCUCAGACCUGUAUCCAGAAGAGCUCACUGGCGAUCCCGACGAGGCCGUCGCUGUGCUCACACCCCGCCACGAAGCCUACCUCAUCGAGGCUCAGCGCCUGCAGGCCAAGUAUGCCUCCCAGGUCCACGUCCUGAUCGGCUUCGAAGGCGAAUGGUACCGCCCCGCCUACGGACCCUACAUCACGACCCUCGCCGCCCACCCAGCUGUCGACUACUUCAUCGGCAGUAUCCACCACGUCAACGCCAUACCCAUUGACUACGAUGCCGCCACGUACGCCCAGGCACGAGAGUCGUCAGGCGGUACCGAGGAGCGCAUGUACGAGCGCUACUACGACCAGCAACACGAGAUGCUGACCGCCCUGCGGCCGCGGGUUGUCGGCCACUUUGACCUGAUUCGCCUCUUGAGUGAGGAUCCCGGACGAGACGUGAGCGCGUGGGCCGGCGUCUGGCAGCGUAUUGUGCGAAACCUCGAGCUUGUCAGGAGUUUCGACGGCUUGUUGGAAUGCAACAGUGCCGCCCUCAGAAAAGGUCUGGCCGAGCCGUAUCCGAACCGUCUCAUCUCCGAGAAAUGGUUGUCCAUGGGAGGACGCUUUACCUUUUCCGAUGACAGCCACGGCAUUGACCAGGUAGCGACCAACUACUUGCGCAAUAUCGAGUAUCUAGAGAGUCUCGGUGUAUCGACCGUAUACACUUUGGAGAGGCUGGCCCCGGCGGCAUCAUCCACUCCAGGCACUAAGGCUACGCUCGCUGAGAAGCCGGUAUUGUUGUCGACCUUUCGGGAGACGCUGGCUCUCGGACAGCCGUAA
Verticillium nonalfalfae is the source of this 945-nucleotide messenger RNA. RefSeq names its product histidinolphosphatase (gene HIS2). Gene Ontology annotation, biological process: L-histidine biosynthetic process. The transcript has 2 exons. The record is from RefSeq and is a predicted model, not a curated record. NCBI's taxonomy places the organism in Eukaryota, Fungi, Ascomycota, Sordariomycetes, Glomerellales, Plectosphaerellaceae. Gene Ontology annotation, molecular function: histidinol-phosphatase activity. Gene Ontology annotation, cellular component: cytoplasm. The coding region runs from base 1 to 945 and encodes 314 amino acids.